CAAGUCUCUCCAAUCCACACUGGAACUCCAUUUCCCAGCGUCCUUCACUCCAACAGAGGCCAGAGGAGAGGCCGGUACACUCCUCAACCGCUCCUCAAUCCAGUGCGUAGAGGAACGGGUCUCUACUCCUCCAUCUCAUCUCUCAAUCACCGAGAGGAGGAAACAGCAUGUCCAGAUGAGGGAGAUGAAAAUGUGUCACUGUAUGUCAAUGUGGGUCAUGAUUUCCAGGCAGAGCUUCCUAUAUGCUUAGUGGAUGGGGAAGGGUCAAGGGUGUUGUGUCCAGAAGAGGAAUCGCCUAGGGAACAGUUGCUCUGGAAACCAUGGGAUAUGCUGGAGGAGAAUACCAAUUUACAAGACCAAGUGGAGAAGCUGUUGUCCAUGUGCAGUUCCAGCUGUGCGCCAGGAGGGGGCAGUAACACAGAGCUGGCCCUGCACUGUCUGCACUUCUGUCAGGGGAACAUAAUGGCCGCUCUGGAGAUGCUGCUGUUCUCACAGCCCUCGCCUGCAGGAGACUACCACUACUCUGGUAGUGAUUGUUGGACAGACAGCGAAAAGAGUCUCUUCGGUGCAACUCUGCGGACUUAUGGGAACGAUUUUUCACUCAUAAGGAAAAUGGUGAGGACUAAAACCCUGAGCCAGUGUGUUGAAUUUUACUACCUGAGCAAGAAGCUCCAGGACAAGCAGAAGAAGCAGAGAGAGGAGGAGAUCCGAGAAGCAGUGAUGGAGCAGCAGAAGAGUAUAACCUCCGUCCGUCCACCAAUGGUAGCACAGUUUGGACCAGAGCAGGCGGUUCCUGCCCCCCCACUGACCAGCUUCUUCCCAUGCAAGCUGUGUGGCAAAAUGUUCUACAAAAUAAAGUCCCGUAACGCUCACAUGAAGAUCCACCGGCAGCCUCAGGAGGAUUGGAGCGACCGGCGGCUGCAGCAACAGCUCUUCACCCAGCGUCUGGCUCUCAGCCGCCCUGCAAACCUCAUCUCCACCCUGGGCGGUAAUCUGCUCCCCCCCCAGGCUGCAGCGCUGACCUUUUCCUCCUCUGGAAGCAGCAAUACAGACACUGUCCUCAACUCUGUAACCAACAGCAUCACUCCUAGCAACGGCAGCGUCCUUGAUCCUGGCGCCGUGGUAACAUACAGAAACAUCGCCGCUUCAAACUCUCAGGUUGACACAAAUACAGACUCUAAUCAAAGAGAGCCGUCCACCCUCUUACCUUUCCACCAAUUAUGGGGCUCUUUUGACCCCGACCCCACUGUCUUUUACUGCAACACAGAAGAGAAAGAUGGAGGUGGGAUGGUGGGGGGGAAAGAGACAGUCAACUGGCAUUAAAAGCAUGACUGACACUUAGCAUUACUGUUUUUAAUGCAAACUCAAUUUUACAUCAAACUUUUUGUCCAGGGAUAAGUCCUAAAUCCCGAACACUUCCUGUUCCCUCGGCUUUUGGUUAAUGCUGAAAUAAGAUCUGUGGUUAACACAAGCUGAAGAGAUGUUUUUACAUUUUGUUCUAGGAACAAAAACACGUCAGUAAACACCCCACUGAUAAAUGUCUGAAGCAUUAAUGUGUCUUAAAAACGGCCGUUGCUAACAAGUGUCUUAGCCGCCUUUAGCUUAGCGGUGGUGACCUGGAGUCAUGUGACUCUGCUGUAGUUCCGUUAUAGCCUAGAGUUAGCCUUUGUCUUCAAUAAUCAUUAAAGGAGUUAAUCCUGCUGAACAAGAUAUGAAAGUAUCAUAAAUGUGUGUUUGCCACAGAGAAUAUUUUCUUCAACAUUCCAAAAGCCAUUGGAAGAAUCCCUUUGACUUUUUGUUGAGGGAACCCUUGUGAUGCUAACUUCCAGUUUGCUUACGAAAAUAUGUCAUCUCUCACCCCUCUGCCAGGGACGUAAUGUUUUCAGACUGGUUUGUUUGUCAGCAGGGAAACACAAAUGGGACUAAUAU
Messenger RNA from Notothenia coriiceps (black rockcod), 1929 nucleotides. RefSeq names its product transcriptional-regulating factor 1-like. NCBI's taxonomy places the organism in Eukaryota, Metazoa, Chordata, Actinopteri, Perciformes, Nototheniidae. Gene Ontology annotation, biological process: regulation of transcription by RNA polymerase II; negative regulation of DNA-templated transcription. The transcript is spliced from 8 exons. The record is from RefSeq and is a predicted model, not a curated record. Gene Ontology annotation, cellular component: transcription regulator complex; histone deacetylase complex. The annotation marks the transcript as partial. Gene Ontology annotation, molecular function: transcription corepressor activity.